CCUGCCACAACCACGAUGCCACUCCACAUGCUACCGGAAGACCUCCUCAUCGAGAUCAUUUCGCUGCUCGAUGUCGCAUCGACACUGACUCUUUCCGAGACUAACUCCACUCUGCGCAACGUGGCGGUCAGCCGCCCAGUGUGGCACGCCCUUACACAGAAGCUGGUGGGCGCUGGUAUGCUCCGGUUCGACCGCCGACAAGCCGUACAUCUGGCGAGCGCAUCCGCCAAGCAGCUCUUAGACUGCGUUCAAGCUCUACUGUGCGGGCCGGCAGUAGGGGACGGUGGGGCGAUUUGGAAGGCGGUCACUGCGCUCGGAAUCGGGCCCGGUUUACAGGCGCACAUGCCGCCCAACGGACUGUUGGUGCUCACCCCCGAGGUCCCCGACGCGCCCAAAUUCCCCUACUGGAGCAGCGUGACGUUGCUUGGCGGGGGCGGGACGCACGUCUUCUUUAUGGGCCGGCAUACCGUCUUCUGUUGGAGCGUCGACGACGACGAACUCGUGUGGUCUCAUGCGCCGAGUACGCCAGCAGAUCGAGCGCGUUCGUUUGCCGUUCGCGUUGUCGAAGGCGGGAGGAAAGCUGUUGUGGUUUUUUGCUUUUAUGAUGCAAAAAGCGUGCUGCUGGCCGAUAUCGUUGCGCUCGACCUGAAAACUGGUGCCGCUGACACAGUGCUGACGGUGCAGCUGCCUGAAUCGCGCGCCUACGUCGGCAUCUCCAUCGCGCAAGGUCGCCCACUCGUGUGUUUCUCCAUCAGCCGUGGGUUCAGCCACGUGUUUGCCAACUGGCAGACACGCGAGAGCUGUAUCAUUCACGCAAAUCCCGCCACGAACCUCUCUAUAACGCUGCUCGACGACACAGACCACGCUGUCUUCGUCGAGACCUCUGUUUCUUUCAACCCUGCCUGCGCGUUGGCCCGCGUCGGGGCGAUCUCCCUGUCUGUCCUGGAGCCGCACUGGACCUCCUCCCUUGACUGCCGUUCAUCAGUAUCCAGUACAAGACACUACUUCUUCGAGCUCCUCCUGGCCAGCUGCGCAUUGAUUGCAAUGCCGUUCAUUCCUCGCCCCACCGCCGCGCCGAUGAACUACCUCUGGGUCCUUCGUAGUCCCAUAGCAGAGCACACCUACCGCAUCUGGGCAUGUAUCCCGUGGGCCAGCAACCCCGCCGAGCCGACCUACGAGAUGUACGCUUUCCGGCUUAGCCUCACUAAUCCGGCCUCGCCAACGCUUGUCCCGCGCCAGCCGCUGGCCCCUACUCCGUCCCCCCAGUUGAUGCAUCACGGGCUUCUGCCGCCCGUCGCGCUCUACUACUCUGGCCACCGCCUUGUGUAUGCACCCUCGUCCGGCCGCCGCCGUGCCUCGCAGUGCUGCGUCCUGCCCCCUGCGGAGACGGCCCCUGCAGGAACUAGCUCCUUAACCCGUGUACAGCCGGUGCUUCAGCUGCCCCAGAUUGAAAGUGUAGUCGAUGCGGCGCCGUAUGCGAAUGGUGUGCUGUACGCAACUUCGAAUGCCCUCCACAUCUGCUACUUCGCAUAG
This is a messenger RNA of Mycena indigotica, 1533 nucleotides long. Its product is annotated as F-box domain-containing protein. The coding region runs from base 16 to 1533 and encodes 505 amino acids. The record is from RefSeq and is a predicted model, not a curated record. The transcript has 3 exons. Gene Ontology annotation, molecular function: protein binding. Lineage: Eukaryota; Fungi; Basidiomycota; Agaricomycetes; Agaricales; Mycenaceae.